Messenger RNA from Nymphalis io (European peacock), 1193 nucleotides. Its product is annotated as putative fatty acyl-CoA reductase CG5065. Gene Ontology annotation, molecular function: alcohol-forming very long-chain fatty acyl-CoA reductase (NADP+) activity. The transcript has 12 exons. Gene Ontology annotation, biological process: long-chain fatty-acyl-CoA metabolic process. The record is from RefSeq and is a predicted model, not a curated record. The coding region runs from base 54 to 1193 and encodes 379 amino acids. NCBI's taxonomy places the organism in Eukaryota, Metazoa, Arthropoda, Insecta, Lepidoptera, Nymphalidae. Gene Ontology annotation, cellular component: peroxisome.
GAGACAUUAGUGCUUUUUAUUAAGGAAUUAUUUAUUUAUACCUAUUGACAAAGAUGGCGCCAUCCGUAACCGAGUUCUACGAGGGGAAGCGCGUUUUCAUAACGGGAGCGACUGGUUUCCUUGGUAAGGCAUUAGUCGAGAAGUUACUGAGGGCCUGUCCAGGUAUUCAUACCAUCUACCUCUUGCUGAGGGAAAAGAAAGGUGUGAGUGGGGAGGACAGACUUAAAGCACUUUGCAAUAACAAGAUAUUCGAGCAUCUCCGUGAGAAGCAGCCGGAUGUUUUCAACAAGCUGAAACUGAUCGCGGGAGACGUCUUGGAAGAUGAGCUGGGCAUAUCCAAUGAUGACCGUCAAGAGUUGCAGCGACAUUGCAAUAUUGUGUUCCACAGCGCUGCAUGUAUCAGAUUCGAUCAGAAGUUAAAAGACGCUGUUAAUAUGAACACGACAGGUACUCUACGAGUUUUAAAAUUGGCUGAAACAAUGGAAAAACUCGAGGCAUUCGUCCAUCUAUCCACAGCAUAUUGUCGAUGUGAACUUGACAUGUUAGAUGAAAAACUGUACCCUGCAGUUCAUAAUCCUCAGAAGAUAAUUGAACUCGUGGAAUGGCUCGAUGACUCAACGCUGAAUUACUUAGAGCCGAAAUUGAUAUCAUCUGAACCCAAUACCUACUCAUAUACAAAAGCCAUAACGGAGGAUCUUGUAGCUGAAUACAGUUCUAAAUUUCCUAUUGCAAUUGGGAGACCGUCGAUUGUAACUGCUGCCUGGAAGGAACCGAUGCCCGGUUGGGUUGAUAACCUAAAUGGGCCAACAGGACUUGUAAUUGGUGGUGGAAAAGGUGUUAUACGGUCUAUGCAUUGUGAGCCUUCGUACAUGGCGGACGCAAUACCUGUCGAUGUUGUUGUCAAUGGAUGUAUCUUGAUAGCCUACGUCACUUCCUUAGAUAAGCCUAAGGACCUUCGUAUCUUUAAUAUAACUUUAUCUGGAGUCCAAAAAAUUACAUGGCGAGAAGUGAUCGAAAUAGGUUUAAAUUGGGUCAACACUUACCCUUAUACAAUCGCGUUGUGGUACCCUGGUGGUACCAUCAAGUCCUACUGGUUUACUCACCAACUCACCGCAAUCUUCGUACAUAUAUUACCUGCAUAUUUAGUUGAAUUUAUUGCCGCGAAUCGCUACGUUCACACCGACAAAAAGUGA